AUGAGUGUUGGCAUGCGCAGCAUCUACCACACACCCAACACUUCCUCCCCCUUCUCCUCCUCCUCUUCCUCCUCCUUCUCCUCCCCCAAAUAUGCUACUCCUCCUCCUCCUUCCCAUUUUCCUCCCCCUCCCCACACAUCUUCCCCUCUUCCUCCCCCACCUCCUCCCAUUCUUCCUACGCCUUCUCCUUAUCCUUCUCCUCCUACUCCAUCUCUCCUCCUCCUCCUCCUCCCCUCCCAUCACUUCUCCUUUUCCUCCUACUCCCCUCUCCUCUCCUGGUGUAGUUUUAGACGCUCCCACCACGAGACAGUCUAUCACGACACGGACAUUGAAGUCACCAAUGGCACUCAACUUAUCCGCCGCCGAUACAGACUCCAGGGUGUGUGCAGACCUUCUUCUUCUACUUCUUCUCCUUCUUCUUCUUCUUCUUCUUGCUCUUCCUUUUUUUCAAAUCACCGGGACUAG
Molecule: messenger RNA, 465 nt
Organism: Spirometra erinaceieuropaei
Lineage: Eukaryota; Metazoa; Platyhelminthes; Cestoda; Diphyllobothriidea; Diphyllobothriidae
Source: the annotation of a GenBank genome assembly